This is a messenger RNA of Teleopsis dalmanni, 2729 nucleotides long. Its product is annotated as serine/threonine-protein kinase Nek8. NCBI's taxonomy places the organism in Eukaryota, Metazoa, Arthropoda, Insecta, Diptera, Diopsidae. Gene Ontology annotation, molecular function: ATP binding; protein kinase activity. The coding region runs from base 1 to 2577 and encodes 858 amino acids. The transcript has 16 exons. Gene Ontology annotation, biological process: protein phosphorylation. The record is from RefSeq and is a predicted model, not a curated record.
AUGAAAAAAAUUAGAGAAAAAGCAACUUCUUUACCUAUAUUUAAUGGCCGCAUUUCAGACUCAUCAACAUCGAGCAAUUCAUCAUCUAUAGUUAUACCAGUGAAAGCUAAAAAACGUGCUACACUCAGUGGUCCAGUUCAAUCUUCAGUUUUUUCUAUUUCCACUUCCUCAGUAACAUCGCUAUUAAAAAACGAAAUAGUAGAGUCGGAGAAUACUGUUCCAACAACAACAAAUGGUUCAGACGUUGUAAUUGGACAACAACCAUCACAACAAUCAACUUUGCAUACUAAAAACGCUACACAAGAAACGACAAAGUCAAUAAAUAUUAUUGGACCCGAGUUAAAUAAUUAUGAAAAGGUCAAAGUUGUUGGUCAAGGUUCCUUUGGCGUGGCGAUAUUGUAUAGACGCAAGUCAGAUGGACAUAACAUUGUGUUCAAGCAAAUUAAUCUCUCAGAUUUAACAUCGCCAGAACGUGACUUAGCUAUGAAUGAAGUUGAAGUAUUUUCAAAAUUACAUCAUCCUAAUAUUAUUAGCUAUUUAGGAAGUUUCAUUAAAGAUAAUACUUUGCUAAUAGAAAUGGAAUAUGCUGAUGGUGGAACUUUAGCUCAAAUAAUAGCUGACAGACAUUUAAGAGACUAUCUGCCAGAACGAUAUAUUAUAGCAGUAUUUGAGCAGAUAUCAAGUGCAAUAAAUUAUAUGCAUUCGGAAAAUAUAUUACACCGUGAUCUGAAGACCGCAAACGUUUUUCUUAAUAAACGUGGUAUUGUCAAAAUUGGUGAUUUUGGCAUAUCCAAAAUUAUGAAUACAAAAAUACAUGCUCAAACUGUAUUGGGUACACCAUAUUACUUUAGUCCGGAAAUGUGUGAAGGUAAAGAAUACGAUCAUAAGAGUGAUAUAUGGGCCCUUGGUUGUAUACUCGGAGAGAUGUGUUGUCUGAAGAAAACUUUUGCAGCAAGUAACCUAUCAGAACUCGUAACUAAAAUUAUGGCGGGAUCAUAUAGUUCUCUACCUUCUGGAUACUCGUCAGGUCUACGCACUCUCUUAAGUAACUUAUUACAGGUUGAUGCUUCAAAACGUCCUACGGCGUCAGAAAUAUUGGAAUACUGGAUACCGCUUAUAUUUCGUAGUUUAGGAAAAAGUAAAGGUUAUUCUUAUGAGGAUGACAUGACCUUUACCAAUACACACACCACCGAUUUAUUAUCCUUGAAACAAGAAGAUCCUUUAGCUUGCAGCAGCCUUAAGAGUAUUCGAGCAAAUGGUCUAGCAACAGCACAGACCGAAACCAAAGAAUUAAUGAAUGCGGAAACUAUGGCACCUUGUGAAGUCAUACAAAAGAGAUCGGUGUUAUAUCAAUUGAAAUCGUUUGGCAGUAGUUUUACCAUGAAUCCUAUACAAUUACCUGCCAAAGCGUGCAUACGAGCGGUAGCUACCAGUGAUACACAUUUUGUGGUAGUCAAUGAUGAUGGUUCUGUUUAUAGUUGGGGAGAAGGUACACAUGGUCAAUUGGGUUUAAAUUCAUUAGAAGCUUGGAAACACUUUCCAAGUCGCAUGGAGAGCGUUCGAAAUUAUCAUAUUAUAGAUGCCUGUGCUGGUGAAGGUUUUACGAUAUUACUAACACAAGCUGGAACUUUGCUGAGUUGUGGAGAUAAUUCCAAAUAUAGUUUGGGACAUGAAGAAAAUAAAAUCUAUUAUAGCCCCAAAUUUAUAUCCAAAUUGGAAGGCGUGCAGAUACAACAAAUUGCAGCGGGUUUGGAACAUGUAUUGGUGUUAGCGACUGAUGGUUCCGUUUAUACUUGGGGUACAAGUGUACAGGGUGCUCUUGGCUUGGGUACACUACAAACACAGCAAAAAACACCACUUAAAAUAUUGCUUUUACAUGUCAACUGCAAGGCUGAGAGAAUAUUUUGUGGACCCGAUACGUCAGCCAUAUUAUUUAAGAAUGGUGAUCUACAUGUAUGUGGUAGUAACGAUUUCAAGAAAUUAGGUUUUAAUAAGCCCGUUAAAGUAGCUUCGUUCAAAAAAAUACAGCUAUCGCAUAAAAUAGUUGAUGUAUGUUUUUCAUCAACGCAUACUAUUUUAUUAGUGGAAGGUGGUUAUGUUUUUACAAUGGGUCAUAACUCUGAUGGGCAACGUGGUGUUGGGCAUUGUAAUAUCGUGGAAUAUCCUAGUUUCGUAGAAUUCAUGAAAGAACGUUUCAUUGUAAAGUGCAAAUGUAAUGACCAGUGUUCUAUUGUGGUUUCCGAAGACCAUGUAAUUACUUUUUGGGGUAAGCGAAAUGGUAUUCCCGACUUUGGUGAAGAACGAAAAGAAGAAAAAGAGAAUGAGCUGCCUGACAACACACAGAAUGAUACAGAAUUGGGUAACAACACAGCUGCUUUUACUAAUUUUUUAGCAUCUGUUUACAAAUCAGAACUUAUAUUAGAGCCAUUAGACUUAUUAGCACUUUACUCCUCAAGCGAUCAGUGCGAGAAAGGCUAUUAUGUUGAAGUUAAGGACAUACAUCCUUUACCAUAUAGCAUUUUAGUACUAGUAGACACAACAACUCCUUUAAUAUCAUCCUUAGAAGAACUUGCUUAGAUUGCAACCAAUAUAAUUCAGACAUAUCAGGACUUUUGCAAAUGCAAUGAACUGAUACUGGAGACAUAUCUCUACUGAUACUAUUAUGCCAUCGAGAGAAGUAAUACUAACAGUAAAAGAAGUAAUACUGAUACUAAAAUUAUAUUAAAUAC